Messenger RNA from Synchytrium microbalum, 2298 nucleotides. RefSeq lists its product as uncharacterized. Gene Ontology annotation, cellular component: centriole; non-motile cilium; ciliary basal body. Gene Ontology annotation, biological process: non-motile cilium assembly; intraciliary transport. The transcript is spliced from 12 exons. The record is from RefSeq and is a predicted model, not a curated record. Bases 1 to 2298 code for a protein of 765 amino acids. Gene Ontology annotation, molecular function: kinesin binding. NCBI's taxonomy places the organism in Eukaryota, Fungi, Chytridiomycota, Chytridiomycetes, Synchytriales, Synchytriaceae.
AUGGAGUCAAGAGACGUUGAUGACAUUUAUCAGUUUGGCAGCUCGGGAUCUGUCACGGGAAGCGGUGGAAAAUCAACAUCACUGCAUUCAAACAACACUAUUGGACGAUCCCAAGGUCAACGCCUUCAAACCGGCAGAUACAACUCAAAUACAAGCAACACCAGCAAUAAUGUAUCUUCUCCUAUCUCCAUACCACCAACUACCGGAAUCGCUGCUGACUCUCGUCCAAAAACUGCCUCUGUGAGGGCUGCCGGUUACUCGUCUAGAGGUCGUAAAUCAAGCAAGGUCGACGGCCCUACCUCUCCAAUCAAAUCACCUAUAGAAGCUGAACGAUCGGCUGCUGAAGAAAUGAUUCACAGCAUGGAGAAACAGAUAUCCGGGACAAUAGACUCUUCUGCUCUUGCUGCUGCUGAAGGGCGACUGGAAACCGCAUUAGAACUAGCUAUUGACGCGUCAAAACGUGAAAAGUUAUUGGCCAAAGCACGAGAACAAGUUAUAACACCGGCAUCACCACCAUCACCAACAGAUUUGGCAAAUCCAGAUCUAACAUUCUGUGUAUUGCUGAAUCUGGCUGCUAGACAAUCCGGUAGUGGAUUGCUGAAUGAGGCGUUAAACACGUAUAAUACGGUUGUCAAGAACAAGGUGUUUGCACAAGCUGGUAGGUUACGUGCCAACAUUGGAAACAUUUACUUUCAGCAAGGAAAGUAUCUGCAGGCCAUCAAAAUGUAUCGGAUGGCGCUAGAUCAACUGCCAGCUACCAACCAGCAAGUCAGGUUGAAGAUUAUGAGGAAUAUUGGCAAUGCUUUCGUCAAGGUUGGCCAAUUUCAAGACGCAAUAACAUCCUUUGAAGCUGUCAUGGACGCGUCGCCCGAGCCACAUACAGGAUUCAACUUGAUUUUAUGCUAUUUCGCACUUGGUGAUUCCGAUCGCAUGAGACGAGGAUUUCAGAGACUUUUGAAUGUCAAACAAGAUUCGAUGGACGAGGGAGGAGAUCAGGCAUCAGACAGUGAUAAUGGGAUUGCUGAUGAUCCAUUGACGCUGUUAAUACGACAAAAGAAACAAGCAGCAGACAAUUACAUUUUACUCGCUGCUAGACUCGUAGCACCUGCUGUUGGUGAUGAUCAGUCGUCUGGAUAUGAUUGGGUUGUGGAAUCUCUAAAAUCAUCGCCUCAUAUUGAAUUGGCUCGUGAAUUGGAAAUCGCUAAAGCCAUACAGUUCUUGAGAAGGAAGGAUUUCGCUCAGGCCAUUGAAACCUUUCGAUCCUUCGAGAAACGUGAUGCCAAGUUGGCUGGCACAGCUAGCGCGAACCUGUCCUUCUUGUACUUUUUGGAAGGUGAUAUCAAGAGUGCUGAAAAAUAUGCAGAAAUGGCUCUAGCCAGUGAUCGAUACAAUUCCAAAGUGCACAAUAAUAGAGGAAAUUGUUACUUCGCGAAGGGCGAAUAUGACAUGGCCAAGAUGCAAUACACUGAGGCCAUUGGUGUUGACGCUCUGUGCCUAGAAGCUAUGUUCAACUUGGCGCUCACAUGUAGACGUUUAAAUUUGGACGAAGAGGCACUUCAAUGGUUUGACAAGCUACAGACUCUCAUGCACAACAAUGCAGAGAUUCUUUAUCAUAUCGCUGACAUAUACGACAAGAGAGGAAAUGUUGGACAGGCAUUUGAACAACUAAAUGUUGUCAUAUCUGUAAUUCCUACAGAUCCAGGCGUUCUUGCGAAGAUGGCUGAAGCUUGUGAUCGGGAGAAUGAGGGUGGCCAAGCGUACCAUUACUAUCUUGAAUCUUAUAGGUAUGCACCAUCUAAAUUUGAUGUCGUGCAAUGGCUAGGAGACCAUUAUACUCGAGAAGAAAUGUAUGACCAAGCACUACGAGUAUACAAGACUGCUGCCGUCAUUGCUCCAUUGGAUGUGCGAUGGCCAAUGGCUAUUGCUCGAUGCAUGCGUACCAAGGGUGAUUACCAAAGUGCUCUUGACGUGUAUCGGCGAAUUCAUUCUCGAUACCCCGAGAAUGUUGAAUGCCUACAGAAUCUGGUCCGGAUCUGUACAGAUCUACGCUUAAAAGAUGCACACGACUACUCAGUGAAACUGAAGGCCGUUACGAGGGAUCAGGACGUUCCAUUGCUGACUGACGAUCGUCCCACGGCUCGUAAAGUGUCUAAAGGGGCUGUUGAAAGGCCUGAUGUUUAUAUGGAAGCUGAAGAAUCAUACAAGACGACAGAAUCGUACCCGACUAUGAGCAAAUCACCUGUACAUAAUGCUCCUAUAGAAUGGGAGGAUGAUGUUGGAGGAUUGUUGCCAGACUAA